AUGGGAGGGUGUGAGGGCGAUAGACUUAGCAACCUUCCACGUAAUAUCAUGGAUAACAUUCUUAAGUCAUUGUCUGUGGUUGAAGCUGUGAGGACAAGCAUACUCUCAAGAGAAUGGCGGUAUAAAUGGGUAACUAUUCCACAUCUCUGUUUUAAUUGGAAAACUUUCCCACCAAAAUCAACUCAAAAGUACAAACCUUCGUCCGUCAUCUAUCAAGUAUUGUUACUUCACAAAGGGCCUAUAGUCAAGUUCUCACUCAAAACUGGUUAUCCAGUGAUUUAUAUUGAUCAUCUUGACCAGUCCCUGCAAUUCUUGUCAAAUCAUCCCAUAGAGGAACUCACACUCGACUAUCACCCGCUACGCCCGAUUUCUCACUUUCUAUUUGCUUUUGAGCAUCUCAAACAUCUGUAUCUCGUUGAUGCUGCUCUUAGGCCUCCUCCCACCUUCAAAGGAUUAGGUAGGCUUGUAACCCUUCACCUUGAACAGGUCUACUUUUUGCCUGGAGAGUUGAAAAAGUUUAUCACUCAAUGUCCAGUGCUCGAGUGUUUGAAUUUGAUAGACACUUGUGACGCAUAUAGAUGGUACGAGCUUCAGAAUAUUGAUACUCCUAAUCUCAAGUCCUUCUAUUUCUCAGGCUUCUUCAUACUAAUUAACUUUAAAAAUGCACCACUCCUUACUGAGUUGUCAAUGAUGUCUUCGUCAUACGGUGUUAAUGACUAUCAGAAUGAUGUGAUCGAGUAUGUCGAUCCAUUUGGUGACAUCGCAAUGCUGGCGUACGAUGACCCCUUAUUCGAUUCUCAGUUGAUCGAGUUUCUCAAUCGACUUUCUUCCAUCACAAGACUGGAGUUAGAUGGCUGUGUUCUCUAUGUCUUGAGUAGAUUUGGCCUGCCACAGAAACUUCCUCACAACCUUAACUUUCUACAUUUUCUUUCGUUUCCAAGAAUUUCGUUUAGUUCCAUAUCAGAAGUGAGUUGUGCAGUUUGCUUGAUCAGAAGCUCUCCUAAUUUGCGGAGUCUUGAAAUUACCGUAAGUGACACCACUAUUUCCAGGUUAUCAACCAGCUCAGAUGUGCCGGAAAUGAAGACAACCGCUGAAUUUCUGAUGAAGAUGCAAAAGGAAGGUGAAUUUCCUGUCAUGAGUCGGCUUGAGUAUGUGAAGAUUGAAGCACUCUCAGGCUUGGAACCCGAAAUGGAAUUCGUGAAGCUUCUCCUGUCAGCUGCAACUGUUCUUAGUAAACUUGAAAUCUGCUCCAUAUAUUCAGGAGCAGGAUCAGAAGCGGGAUCCAAGAUGUUCAAUGAGUUGUUGAGUUUCAGACCAUCAUUUCCGAACGUCCAAUUCAUAUUAGAACAUCUUAAUCUUAAUCCCAUUUGA
Molecule: messenger RNA, 1371 nt
Organism: Sesamum indicum (sesame)
Lineage: Eukaryota; Viridiplantae; Streptophyta; Magnoliopsida; Lamiales; Pedaliaceae
Product: F-box/FBD/LRR-repeat protein At1g13570-like
Molecular function (GO): protein binding
Source: RefSeq, a predicted model, not a curated record